GGACGACGGGCCUCGGGCGGCGGCCUGCGGACGGGCGGACGGGCCGGGACGCAGGCCCCGCGCCCGCCGCCUCCCCUCCGCCGGCGCCGGGCCGCGCCAUGGCCGCCUCGCCGGGCUCGGGCGGCGCCAACCCGCGGAAGUUCAGCGAGAAGAUCGCGCUGCACACGCAGCGGCAGGCCGAGGAGACGCGGGCCUUCGAGCAGCUCAUGACCGACCUCACCCUGUCGCGGGUUCAAUUUCAGAAGCUUCAGCAACUGCGCCUUACCCAGUACCACGGAGGAUCCUUACCAAACGUGAGCCAGCUACGCAGCAGUGCAUCCGAGUUCCAGCCGUCACUGCACCAGGCGGACAACGUGCGGGGCACCCGUCACCACGGGCUGGUGGAGAGGCCGUCCAGGACCCGCUUCCACCCACUUCAGCGGAGGUCUGGGGACAAGCCAGGACGACAAGUUGAUGGUAGUGCUUUUGGAGCCCAUUACUCCUCACAGCCCCUGGAUGAGAGUUGGCCAAGGCAGCACCCUCCUUGGAAAGAAGAAAAGCACCCCGGGUUCAGGCUAACAUCUGCACUCAACAGGACCAAUUCUGAUUCUGCUCUUCACACGAGUGCUCUGAGCAACAAGCCCCAGGACCCCUACGGAGGAGCAGGCCAGUCGGCCUGGCCUGCCCCGUACAUGGGUUUCUGUGACGGUGAGAAUGAUGUACACGGGGAAGGAGCACCUUUCCCCGGCCCACUGAAAGAGGAGAAUCUGCUAAAUGUUCCUAAGCCGCUGCCAAGGCAGCUGUGGGAGACCAGGGAGAUCCAGUCUCUGUCGGGGCGCCCUCGACCCUGUGAUGUCGGAGGAGGCACUGCUAUUCCACACAACGGUCAAAACAUAGGCCUCUCCCCCUUUCUGGGGACCCUGAACACUGGGGGGUCACUGCCAGAUCUGACCAACCUCCACUACUCGGCGCCCCUGCCAGCCUCCCUGGACGCCGGUAACCACGGCUUUGGCAGCAUGGGCGUGGGGAACAGCGUGGGCAACCUCCCGGCUGCUAUGACUCACCUGGGCAUAAGAAGCCCUUCCGGUCUGCAGAGUUCUCGGAGUAACCCCUCCAUCCAGGCCGCACUCAAUAAGACAGCACUUUCUUCCUCCCUGAACAGCCACCUGCCGACCUCCGCACCCAGCCACUCUGCCCUUCACCCUUCGCUCCGUCUGUUUUCCCUCAGCAACCCGUCUCUCCCCACCACAAACCUGGGCGGCCCCUCCCGGCGGAGGCAGCCCCCCGUCAGCCCCCUCACGCUCUCCCCCGGCCCCGAAGCACAUCCAGGUUUCAGCCGACAGCUCUCCUCAACCAGCCCGCUGAACCCCUACCCUGCGUCACAGGUGGUGCCCUCAGAGCAAAGCCAGCCUUCCUUUCCACCCACAGAAGCUCAAGCCCAAGUGUCCCCGCCGCCCCCCUACCCCACAGCCCAGGAGCUGCCCCCGCCCCUCCUACAGCAGGCCCGUGCCCAGGAGCCCCAGGCAGCCUCGUCACUUCCUCAGCCAGACUUCCAGCUCCCCGCCACCCAGGGCUCAUCGCUGACCAGCUUCUUCCCAGACGUGAGCUUUGACCAGCAGUCCAUGAGGGUAGGCCCGUCCUUCCCCCAGCAGGUGCCCCUGGUGCAACAAGGUCCCGGAGAGCCACAGGACCCAUUUCACUUGAGACCAAACCUGUAUUCCAACUGUGGGCAUUUCCCCAAUGCCAUCCUGACAGAAAACUCGACUCCCAGCUUGCUCAAAGACCUCAGCAGCGCGCUGGCAGGCACGCCUGAGGCCGGCCUGAGCAUGGACACCCCAUUCCCCCUGGAAGAGGAGCUCCAGAUCGAGCCCCUGAGCCUGGAUGGGCUCAGCAUGUUGAGUGGCUCCGGCAUGGGCCUUCUCGACCCCGCUGUUGAAGACACGUUUCGAGCUGACCGGCUGUGAGCACAGUGGAAUGGGACAGCAGCCUUUAUUUCCGGAACAGCUGGGGUAGAGUGGAAUAGGACGGAGCCAGCUGCGCCCUGGGCUUUAGUUAUCUCGGGCUUCUGACAUGGAAGGAACCGAUUGCACGGCUCCCAGCUCCCAGAUGAGGUCCCGUCGCACACCGUGGCUUAAUGCCAGGCCGCAGAGCUACGCACCGCCGCUCGGGCCUGCAGCCCAGGUGAUGGUGCUCAAGGCAGGCAGCUUUGGAGCUUCCAGUGGACUGGCCAUCACUGUGGCCAUUGCAUCCUUUUAUGGGCCGUCUAGCCAGUCGGUCAAUGUGUGAGAGUAGGAAAUGUCACGUAAGGGGAGGCCCCGGCAGCCGUCAGAACCACUGGUCUCGGUCAGCCCUGAAUGGAGGGCCCGGAGUGGGAGGCAGUCGGGACAGGCCUCUGGGAGCUGGCCCGGCUCCACCCUGCGGCACCCCAGCACCACAGUGCCUCCUCUGGCCCCCGCCAGCCGGGCAGCCAUGGCUCGCUCAGAUGCCUUCAUUCUAAUACAAAAAAGAGUCCGAGAACAGACCUGACUUAAGCAAACUGAACGCUGAUUUGUGUCCUGCCAGUUUGUAACCUCUUUUCUGCUGCUUCAGGGCACCUUUUCCUACGGACAAGAGAGAAAGGAAGACUUACUCAGUCACUGAAAGAAAUUCCUGGUAAUGGAUGAGCCUGAAGAGAACAGCGCUUUUCCUUGGUGGCCAGGGAAGCCGGGAGGGGCAGCCAUUGGCAUCUCACAGACACGUGAUGCCCCCCGAGGAGCUCCAGACAAGUACAGGCCCCCCACUCCGCAAGACCAGCUGGAGGGGCAGCUGGGGGUCUGAAUCAGACCCGUCCGGCAGCUGGGCAGCGGAGGGACGCUGCCUCUCUGAGGAGCGUGUGUGUUCCUCUCACACCACCAGACCGCAAGCUCCGGGAGGGCAGGCCUGUGCCUUACCCAGCGAUGGACCCCGCACUCAGCAAGUACUGGCGCUGAGUAGGGCCACAUAGCUGCGUGCCGAUGCAGCCUUGGGCGAGCGGGUGAUCUGCCUUGCCGGAAGGCCGUCUCCUCUUCAGCUCUCCCUGCUCCUUGCCAGACCUUCUCAGAGCUUUAGCUUUUCUAACGCUCGUGCCUGUGGUUCAGCACGCACGUUACCAUGCUGUUAACACCGGGUGACCCAAUCCACAGUUAGAUCGCCAGGCCAUGCUCCAUAGUAGAUCUGCAGAGACUGUCUGCUGAGCGCCUCUGGGGCAGCUGAGCAAACAGGCCCCCCGCGUGCAGGAACCCCAGGGAUCCCGGCCAGGCCUCAAAACACCUUCCCUCGCAGAUCCAUGUUUUCCUCCAAAUUGCUUUAAAAAGGGAUUCGUUCCUUGAGAUUGGAGAAGUAGUCUCCCGAAAAAUGAAGGCUGAAUCCUUGAAGCCGUCAGUAGUCCUCAGGACCUUACGGGACACAGCAUUACCAGACUUGUCCCCACCUGUCUCCUCCUACUCAGGCCCUGACCAGAGGCCGACUGGUGGGUCGGGGGCCAGCGGCACCUCUGGGAGGGGUCUGGCCAGUGGGGUGGAAUGCGGGCAUGGGAAGGCAGGGUGGGGAUAGCGGGGACACAAAGGAGAAAGAAAGAUGCCACCCUUCUCCUGCGUAGACCUGGGAGUGUCGCCGAAGAGCACUGGAUUUCUCCCACCCAAGACCCAAGGUUGUGCUGUGUGGGCCCGAAGCUGUCCGUCCCCUUACAGCAGGAAGGGUCUGUCCAGGGUCCUGGGCGUCAAUGUCUCCAGACCUUCCUGCCUCCCUGGUCUUCAGAGGGCCGCCUGACCUUCAGGCUGUCCAGCAAGCCCGCUGUGUACUGCUCAGCCGCCUCUGUGGGAUCCAAGUGUCCCUGCUGCUCCUCAGCCCCAAAUCCCGCUGCAGAAUCCGGAGGUGCGCCAGAGCCCUGCUGGCCCGAGCCCUGGCUCAGGAGGGGGCGGUCGGCCUCCCCUGCGAGCCUUACUCCCAGCUCACCUCAUACCCCUUUACACCUGAGAGCUCAGGGGGGGCGACUUGCUGCAUAGCCACGGGGCCUUUCCUCGGCAUGCACACAGCAGCCCGCGGGCCCAAAGGAGCCCACUCCCUGCGUCCUUUCCUCCGGCCAAGGCCCCGGAUCUGCUCUGGCCGUUGAGACAGCAUGUGGUGCUGAUGCUAGGGGGAUUUUUUUUUGAAGAGCAGAGGUCCCAGCAUAAUCCAGUGUCAGCACAGGGCCUUCCCCAUGGGGGACAUCAGUGUCGGGCCCCAGGCCUCAUGGACGCAGCAGCCCUGCCUUACAUCUGGAGGCCUGCACCACCAUGGGGGCCGCCCCAGGGCAUUCUCCAGGUGACCCACCGAGGCAGAGGCUCCCAGGAAGGUGGCCUGUUUGGGGAAGUAUAGUGGUGACAGUAGGUUUAGCACUGAAGUCAGUUUAUCCUUAGGUCCAUCAGUCCAAUCUUUUCCUGUGAAAGGUUUUGGGCAUUAUAUAACCCACCCACUUUGCUUAGCUGGCGUCAAGGACACCCACAGACAGGUGUUGCUCUGACCUUGGGCAGGUAAGUCUGCAUUCAUUGCUGCCUUUGCAGCAGACCCGGCUUGGUCCGUGGCAGCUGAGGGGCUGCAUUCUUCAGAAUAAACUAAGUCUCAAUAUUCAGUUUCGUCACAAGAAAUCAUUUGACUGUACCACUCUCAUUUACUAGCAGUUAAACAGCAUAGAACUAAAAGCCUUUUCCAUUUUUCUUUCUGUACAGUUGUGGUUUUAAGGACAGAUGGUGUUAGGAGAAAAUCUUUUUGAUCAUGUCAAGAAGCAGCUUCUCCUUUGUCCUGUUUUAUUUCUCCUGAGUCUACUGUAUAUUACCUGAGCUGAAAUGUUGUGUAUUCCAGUCCAUUCACGUAUUUGAAGACAUUUCCGAUUCUGAGUUGUUGUCAGCGCUUCUGAUUUAUGCCCAGGUGGUUCCACUACUUCCUGAUGGAAACAUCACGGCAAUUAUCAGACUUCCUGCCAGUGUCCUAACUUCCAGGUCCCUCGUUAAACAAUAUUUAAAGAUUGAAAUUUGUACAAAGUAGCUUCCAAGUUUUAUAAUGCAUCAUUUUACACCUUUCAUAAUUAAAAGCAGCACAAUAAGGUUGCACCUGCA
Molecule: messenger RNA, 5090 nt
Organism: Manis javanica (Malayan pangolin)
Lineage: Eukaryota; Metazoa; Chordata; Mammalia; Pholidota; Manidae
Gene: CRTC3
Product: CREB regulated transcription coactivator 3
Biological process (GO): protein homotetramerization; positive regulation of transcription by RNA polymerase II
Cellular component (GO): nucleus; cytoplasm
Molecular function (GO): cAMP response element binding protein binding
Source: RefSeq, a predicted model, not a curated record